UAGAAACUUACAUGUAAAGAUUCUAGCAUCAAACCUCUGCACCUGUUUUUGGGAGAGACACAAGACAAGUGAAACUGGGAAACAACAGCCCGGGAGGGUCUUUGCAUAUUCUUCUAUUUGUCUCUGUCUGUUUAAAUCUCUCUCUCUCUCUCUCUCUCAGCCGUUGAUCUUGAAAACAAAGAAGAAGAAAGUAAAAAGGGAAGUUCUUUUUACUAGAACAGAGGCUUUUGUUAUCCAACUUGGACUUCCACCUCACUCUUUUUCCUCCCUCUCUUCAAGCCACGAAACCAGCUUUGGGAGAGCCUCUAAUCUCCAGAUUUGAGAUGGAUCUAUUCUCAAUCUUGUAAAUUGCAGAUUGAGAGCAUGCAAGCUCCCGCUCCCAACUGGCAUGGGGAAGAAAGCACUCCUGUUAAGCCUUCCAAGCCCACAUCUUCAAAUCAGGAAAUACCCACAACACCUUCGUAUCCUGAUUGGUCAAGUUCUAUGCAGGCUUAUUAUGGUGCCGGAGCUACCCCGCCUCCCUUUUAUGCCUCAACCGUAGCCUCACCGGCCUCUCAUCCCUAUCUAUGGGGAAGCCAGCAUCCUUUAAUCCCACCUUACGGAACUCCAGUUCCAUACCCAGCUUUAUAUCCUGCAGGAGGAGUGUAUGCUCAUCCGAACAUGGCCCCGACACCAAAUUCAGCCCAGGCAAAUAUAGAGAUGGAAGGAAAGGUCCCCAAUGGAAAGGACCGUGCUUCAGCUAAAAAAACCAAGGGAACUUCUGGAGGCAAAGCAGGGGAGAGCGGAAAGGCAGCUUCUGGUUCUGGAAAUGAUGGUGCCUCCCAAAGUGCUGAAAGUGGUAGUGAUGGCUCAUCUGAUGCCAGUGACGAGAAUACUAACCAGCAGGAAUAUGGUGCAAGCAAGAAGGGAAGCUUCAACCAGAUGCUUGCAGAUGCUAAUGCACAAAGUACCUCAGCUGGAGCAAAUAUCCAAGCUUCUGUGCCUGGGAAACCUGUGGUGUCUAUGCCUGCAACUAAUUUAAACAUUGGGAUGGACUUAUGGAAUGCAUCUUCUGCUGCUGGAGCUACAAAAAUGAGACCAAAUCCAUCUUGUGCCACAUCUGGAGUUGUUCCUGCUGGAUUGCCUGAACAAUGGAUUCAAGAUGAACGUGAAUUGAAAAGACAGAAGAGGAAACAAUCUAAUAGAGAGUCAGCCAGAAGGUCCAGAUUACGCAAACAGGCAGAGUGCGAGGAGCUACAAGCCAGGGUACAGAAUUUGAGCAGUGACAAUAGCAAUCUCAGAAAUGAAUUGCAGAGUCUCUCUGAAGAAUGCAAUAAGCUUAAAUCCGAAAAUGAUUCCAUUAAGGAGGAGUUGACUCGGUUGUAUGGACCAGAAGUUGUAGCUAAACUUGAACAGAGCAACCCUGCUUCGGUUCCAGAGUCUCAUGGUGGUGAGGGAGACAGUUGACAGUAAAGACUGAAUCCGGAACUGGAAGAAAAUUUUCGUGAAUUCCUCCCGUAUAUUAUGACUACCAUUAGUCGAGCAUAGAACAUUGGCUUUCCAUACUGAUCCAUACCUUUAACCCUAGUUUGUAAUAGCGAAAUUUAUUUACAAAAUUUUUAACUGGAGCUAGAAACCUUAAUGAAUCCAUGAGCAUUGUUGGAUUAUUAAGUUCAAUCAACUUCUCUGGUUAAAAAGGAA
Populus nigra (black poplar) is the source of this 1680-nucleotide messenger RNA. Its product is annotated as G-box-binding factor 1-like. NCBI's taxonomy places the organism in Eukaryota, Viridiplantae, Streptophyta, Magnoliopsida, Malpighiales, Salicaceae. Gene Ontology annotation, biological process: regulation of DNA-templated transcription. The transcript is spliced from 13 exons. Gene Ontology annotation, molecular function: DNA-binding transcription factor activity; sequence-specific DNA binding. Gene Ontology annotation, cellular component: nucleus. The record is from RefSeq and is a predicted model, not a curated record. The coding region runs from base 364 to 1446 and encodes 360 amino acids.